AGUCCAACACCAUCACGCCCGUGCACUUCCCCGGAUCUUCAUGACUAGGGGCCUAGAUUAACAUGCAGCCAUCCGCGAUGUCAACCUGCGUCUGUUCCCUCUUCUUCAUGCAAGUCAAUUUAGUUCUUGCAGUGGUCUCCCCCGCAAGUGGUAUUUCUGCAACUGCGCUCACGCGAACAUUUGCGUUUUUCGCACGCACACUACAACUGCAUCAAUGCUGUAGGAUCGUCGUUCGUGACCGCCGUUGUAAAUUUUGUUUUUUGCAUUCUUCUUUCAAAAAGGCAAUGCACCACGUUUGCGAUCGACCUGCAGCUGCAUUAAACUGGCUAUGCGUUCGUCCCUCCCUUGAGGGGUUUGAUGCUCGGGCAGGCAUGUGCCCUGUAUUUACCCACACCGUUACUGAUCGUUCACUAAACUGCCGGUGGACUAAUAUGUGUCCGCCAAACGCUCGUCGUGAGAUGAGGAAUGUACAGUGGAACGCGAUAAGUUGAAAUGACGAGGUCGACGUCAUUUCCCAAACGAUUCAGAUGGAGCGGCCGUCUCCACUCAAAGUCGAUUCAUCUAGGCAUGGCUAAUAUGUUAAGUUCAUGAGGCAAAUGACGGCGUGGCACUUGCCAUCCUGCGGCCUGUCCUCGGUCAAAAGAGAACAGGACUGACUAACUUGGGUCACCGUCACCUUUGCAUUCGGUGACGGAAGCCACGGCAUUUGAACACGUGUGUGAGCCUAUGAGCUAGUUCUGCAUUUGGCCGAUGACCAUGGUUCAAGGAAAGAGUGAGCGUUUGGGCGAGUGCACAGGCUGCUGUCGGCAUGUCGGUGUCUGCGAAAGGCCGACUCGUAACAGUCUGAUGCUUGCCAAGUAUUGUGUUGCGCGGCCGAA
Molecule: messenger RNA, 878 nt
Organism: Alternaria rosae
Lineage: Eukaryota; Fungi; Ascomycota; Dothideomycetes; Pleosporales; Pleosporaceae
Exons: 1
Source: RefSeq, a predicted model, not a curated record